AUUUCAUCUCCGAUUAACCCUAAUCCCCUCUUUCUCCCCACCUCCAUCUCCAUGGUCGAUUCCGUUCGACGCGGCUGAUUCCCCGGCGUUUCCCUAUCCCGAAUCCUCCUCCCGCCCCCGCCGCCGCCGCCGACGCCGCGGAAUCCUCGUCCGACGUCGACGCGCGCGCGCUCCACACCCCUCCCGCACCCCAACCCCCCCCGGCCGUGAUCGAUGAAAAACCCGAAGGCCGGGGCGAGAUUCGUCGCAUAGCAUGCAUGUAUUGGGAUUCACGCUGGAUCUGUAUUGGUUCCUGCAGCUCAUCUUCACCGCCUUCCUCAUCUCCUUCGGGCUGAUCCAGCUCCUCAAGAGCACCGCCUCCAAGUACUUCGAAGUCGAGGCCGGUUUCGAGGGCGCCCCCCCGACGAGUUUCCACGCCGACCGCGGGAGGACCAUGCCCGGCGCCCCCCUCGAGGCCGCCCGCUGCGUCGUCUGUGGCGACGACGGCCCCAAGAAGUGCUCCCGCUGCAAGGCCGUUCGGUAUUGCUCCCAAACAUGCCAAACAGCUCAUUGGAAAAGUGAGCAUAAGUCAAAGUGCAAAGUUUUCCAGGCAUCGUCUAAGGUAGUUUCUGCAGAUGCUUCCCCGGUCACCCAGAAUGGAACUCCCAAGCCAAUUAAACGGUUAAAAAAGAUUCUCUUCCCAUAUAAGGAAUUUGUGGAUCUUUACAACUCCGAAAAAGCAGGAUUUCCUCCAUGUGGACUGAUAAAUUGUGGAAACAGUUGCUUUGCUAAUGUGGUUCUACAAUGUCUUGCAUCCACACGGCCGCUUGUUGCCUACCUUUUGAAUAAGGGCCACAGGAAAGAAUGCCGACGUAAUGAUUGGUGCUUCCUAUGCGAAUUGCAGAGCCAUCUUGAAAGAGCCAGCCAGAGUCUUCAUGCUUUUUCACCAAUCAACAUUUUGUCACGGUUGCCGAAUAUUGGUGGUAAUCUUGGUUAUGGAAGGCAGGAGGAUGCUCAUGAAUUUAUGAGGUUUGCCAUUGAUACAAUGCAGUCGGUCUGCCUAGAUGAAUUCGGUGGUGAAAGAGCUGUCCAUCCAAGUGCUCAAGAAACAACCAUUAUCCAGCAUAUGUUUGGCGGUCACCUGCAAUCUCAGGUUAUCUGCGCAAAUUGCAAUAAAGUCUCAAACCAGUAUGAGAAUAUGAUGGAUUUAACCGUUGAAAUUCACGGUGAUGCUGGGUCUUUGGAAGAAUGCCUAGAGCAAUUUACUGUCAAAGAAUGGCUCCAUGGGGAUAAUAUGUAUAAAUGUGACGGAUGUAAUGACUAUGUGAAGGCGUGGAAGCGUCUAACUGUACGACAUGCUCCAAACAUUCUAACAAUUGCCUUGAAAAGAUUUCAGAGUGGUAGGUUUGGGAAACUCAAUAAGAAAGUGAACUUCCCUGAGACUCUAGAUCUUAGCCCUUACAUGAGUGAAGGAGGAGAUGGCACUGAUGUCUACAAGCUUUAUGCGGUUGUUGUCCACGUGGAUAUGCUGAAUGCGUCCUUCUUUGGUCACUAUAUUUGCUACACAAAGGAUUUUUCUGGAAAUUGGUAUAGAAUUGAUGACUGUAAGGUUACGAGCGUUGGAUUUGACGAGGUGCUUUCACAGGGUGCAUAUAUGCUCUUAUACAGUCGGGUUUCUCCCCGACCCUCAUGUCUGAUGACUGCUGAAAUCUCAGCAGAGGAGAAUCAUCAAAAGGCAGGCAGGGAAAUAGCAUGUUGCUCUCAAGAUCAAUCUGAUGAUUCUACAUCUGUGGAUGGCAAUUCAGUUUCUGGACAUUCUAGUUGUGAAGCGUUAUCCACUAGAGAGGGUUCUCAAGAUGCUGGAGCAGAGCUGAUGGAUAUUGAUGUUGAGACGAGUUCUGUUUCACCGAAAAUUCCGAACGGUGAGAUAGAGUCGUUGGUUGGCCAGAAGGGGAGAUCUGUGACACAUGGGGCUGUUGAGGAUCCAGAUGAGAUCAGCCUUAAGAUACCUUUAUACAGUCCGAAGAUCUCCAGUUCAGAAAACGGGCCAUCUGCUGCAAACAAUUGUAAUGCUACUGGGGAAGAUGGAGACGUGGAUAUGGUAAAUCUGGAGUCAGGGCCAUCCAUUGCAAAGGAUGGUGCGGUGUAUUGCAACGGACAUAAGGAUUUACGAGUAGUUUCUGGUGCUGAUCUUGACAACAAUCUGACAGCUGAAUGUUCAAGUGGUAUAAGUAGAUACCGAGAGGACCAUACGAGCAAUGGCGAAAUGGCCGAGUCCAGUCCUGAAGGAAUUGGAAGAAAAAAAUAAAUUGCCAAUGGUUCCCCGUCAAAAUCAGGUUUUGGUGUUCCCACUUGUAAGCUAGUUUAUGUCUUUCCCCGACUUCAUGGAAAAAGGAAGUUGGGUAUUUUUUUUUUUUCAUUUCCGGGAUUUUAUUAUUUUCAAAAAUCUCGGGUCUUUUACUGUCAUUUUUAGUUCACUCGUGGAAGUGAAUGCCGUCUUCUAGUGGCUUGACAAUCACAGGCAAUUCAUUCUUCACUCCCCCUGGGUCAAUACUAGUAGCUGCGAUUCACUGAUUC
Messenger RNA from Syzygium oleosum, 2556 nucleotides. Its product is annotated as ubiquitin carboxyl-terminal hydrolase 18. Gene Ontology annotation, biological process: protein deubiquitination. The record is from RefSeq and is a predicted model, not a curated record. Lineage: Eukaryota; Viridiplantae; Streptophyta; Magnoliopsida; Myrtales; Myrtaceae. Gene Ontology annotation, cellular component: nucleus; cytosol. The transcript has 11 exons. Bases 254 to 2287 code for a protein of 677 amino acids. Gene Ontology annotation, molecular function: cysteine-type deubiquitinase activity; cysteine-type endopeptidase activity.